UGUGAGUGUGUGCGUGUAUAGUUAUAAAAAAAAAAAACACACACAACAGAGCCAUACUCUAGUUCUCACUUCCACUUCACCUGGCUCUUCUCACAGUAGUGCUUUUCCACUGCUAGUCAAUAGGAAUUCUGCAUUCUUCUGAAUUAAGUAUCUCGACAAUUAAAAGGCUGAUCCUCUCCACAACAACAAUGAACAUCUCAGAGGACGAGAUACCGGGCUUCUAUGGCAGUGACUCCCACCAAGAGAACAUUCUAUUUUCUACAUUUUACAUCCUGAUUUUCAUCAUGGCUGUGCCUGGGAAUGUCUUGGCGCUGUGGACCUUCUUUUGCCAAGAGAGCACGUCUCCAUUUAAGGUCUUCCUGAGGCACCUGUCUGUAGCAGACACCUCUUACGUUCUCAUUUUACCCAUGCGUAUAAUUUACCACCUGUCCAAUGGUUACUGGCCUUUCGGACAUGUCCUCUGUCAACUAGCAGGCUUCCUCUUUUACCUUAACAUGUACUGCAGCCUUUACUUAAUGAGUUUCAUCAGCCUGGACAGAUUUCUGGCUGUGGUUUUAGCCAUAAAAUCCCACACAGUGAGAAAGGCUAUGUAUGCAAAGAUUGCAGUUGGCAUACUUUGGGUGACAGUUAUUGUGUCUAUGAGUCCUAUACUUUUCUCUAAAAAGAAUGUGACCAACAACUCAACUGGCAUCUGCAACAAACUGUACCUAGAAAGGACAUCUCACAUGGCUUUAGUUUCCACUAUUGUGGCAUUUAUUAUUCCCCUCACCACCAUAGUGGUUUGCUACAUACUGAUUUUGCUGAAACUAAGGGCAAUCAAGCAACGGCCAGUGAAGGACAAAGCUAUAAGAAUGAUCAUCCUCGUUGUGAUGAACUUCCUGUUUGCAUUUGUGCCCUACCAUGUGAACAGGGUAAUCUACAUUGGAAGCCACGAUCAUAUGACUGCAGCAAGGCACGAGUCACUGGGUAUAGCCAAUCGGAUCACAUCUGCACUGACCUGUGUUAGUGGUGUACUGGAUCCUGUGAUGUAUUUCUUCCUGAACCGUUCAUACAAGGACAAAAUGCUUCAGCUGUUCUGUAAAAGAUGAAGAUGAUCAAUAAGCAACAAAUAUUUUGUAGAUA
Anarrhichthys ocellatus (wolf-eel) is the source of this 1122-nucleotide messenger RNA. Its product is annotated as uracil nucleotide/cysteinyl leukotriene receptor. Gene Ontology annotation, biological process: positive regulation of Rho protein signal transduction; phospholipase C-activating G protein-coupled receptor signaling pathway. Gene Ontology annotation, cellular component: plasma membrane. The transcript has 2 exons. Bases 189 to 1088 code for a protein of 299 amino acids. Gene Ontology annotation, molecular function: G protein-coupled receptor activity. Lineage: Eukaryota; Metazoa; Chordata; Actinopteri; Perciformes; Anarhichadidae. The record is from RefSeq and is a predicted model, not a curated record.